AAAUUGGCUGGCUCGAGAUCACUUCACUUUGAACACAGCUGAACCUGGAUGAGCAGAUGCGAGUUUACUCAACCGGCUCCACAUUUCGCACAGCUGGUUAGAAUACUCCUGAUGAGACCCGAUUGUGCCAGCUUGGUUUACGUGCCAACGUUCUUUGAAGCGACCAAGUCCAGUUGAACCCUAAUGAAGUAAUCGUGUGAAGUUUAUUUUGACUUGCUGUUUUGUCAAAUAGGUUGUUUGUAGAAGAAAAGCUGGAAAGAAGCUGUGUUGUAGCGUAACUAGAAGUGGCACAGAGAAACUUUAUUUUUAAAGUUGCAGCCGAGAUGGAUUCAACAGAGAAACUAAACCGAAAUAAAAACUCAGACGUCAAGAAAGUGGUACCCAAGUCUGAGUUUUUCAGGUGUUUGGCGUCUUUACCAACAUGCCUGUGCUUCAUGAUGGCAGUCAGUUCGGUGGCAUUUUGUUUUUUGUUGAGCUUCAAAACUUUUCAGUUGGAAAACAGAGUGAAACUUUUGGAGAAAGGAAACGCACCAGUAUUUGCUCCUGCAGAAACCAGUAUUCUUACUGAGGGUGGGACUCUCUUACCUGUGAUCCGAGAUACGAUAGAAAGUAUUCUGCAAGAGAGGUUAAAUGAAGCGUUGCCUAGACUGCGGACAGCCAGGGACCUGCAGGCACAGUGCUCCUGCCCUCCAGAGCAGGACUUGACUGUCAGGAAAUGACCCUUCCUGCCCUUUACCUCCCUGGGUGCAAUACUCUGGCAUAGAGCUUCCCCCACAGCCCCCAGCCUCCAUCCCCUGCGGAGUUAGUCAUGGGAUGUGGGCCGUGCCUACGACACUCUGCUACUCCGUCUACAGCAGUCAGCGUGUGUGUCUGUGUGCGCGAGCGUGUGUGUGUGCCCUCCUUGUCUGAACGUGCUGUUCGAUGGCAGAGCAGUGCUGUACCGUGAUUUAACCCAAUCUUCUCAAUCCACUCAACCCUCCCUGGGAGCCGACUACCCCUGGGUAAGGAUUUUGACAGCUUGCUGCAUUGGCUGUUUGGAGUUGAACCCUACACUCUUCAACAAAGUGCCAAGUAAAUGUAGCUCUUCAAAAUGAAACUUUCUCUACUUCUUAAAAUAACUAUCAAAAUAACUUACGUGGAAUGCUGUAUCAUCUUCAACAGUCUGCAGUAUGUAUACAGUGGUGGGACAAAAUUAAAAGCACAUGCAAUAUGUAGCACACACUUUGAAAUGGCCUGUCCUUUACGUGAUGCUGUAGUAGGGCAUGAGGCAAUCCCGAUGUGCAGAACACACGUGUCUUCUUGUUACACAGUUGAUAUCUAAUGUGCAAGAAUGUUCUCGACUCCUCUUUAAAAAAAAAAAAAAAAAAAAAGAAGAAAAA
This is a messenger RNA of Acipenser ruthenus (sterlet), 1379 nucleotides long. Its product is annotated as collagen alpha-1(XXV) chain-like. Lineage: Eukaryota; Metazoa; Chordata; Actinopteri; Acipenseriformes; Acipenseridae. The record is from RefSeq and is a predicted model, not a curated record. Bases 324 to 719 code for a protein of 131 amino acids. The transcript has 3 exons.